CGUGCGGCGUGAAAAUGUUGCGCAGGUUUUUUGAAAUAUUUUAGAAAACAAGAGAUGAAGAACGUGUGAAUUUCUGGGCCGCAUUCUGAAGCAUCAAAAAACGGAAACAGACCGCUGGGAAUAAAGCGAAAAUUACAGUAGUGAGGGAGAAACAGUUAGUGAAGGGUAGGGUAAAAGGGCUGCCUUGUAUGGAGCUCUCGGCCAUCGGGGAGCAGGUCUUUGCUGUGGAGUCCAUCCGGAAAAAAAGGGUCCGGAAGGGUAAAGUGGAAUACUUGGUCAAGUGGAAAGGAUGGCCACCAAAGUACAGCACAUGGGAGCCAGAGGAACACAUACUGGAUCCGCGUCUUGUGAUGGCCUUUGAAGAGAAGGAACAGAGAGACCGAGGACUAGGUUGCCGAAAGAGAGGCCCAAAGCAAAAGCACAUUAUCAUAAAGAGGUAUUAUGGGAUGGAUUUGCGGAGUGCUCACAAAAUAAAGGGGAAAGAGAAGAUGAACUUUUCCUUGUCCCGAAGAUUUAGCCCUAGACGGAGGGGGAAAUCUGAAUCUAAUGACCUAGGAGCAAAGGGCAAAUCAAAAUCCUUUUCCAUUGGGAGGCACCGAAAGAACCAGAAGUUUUUUAGGCUGUCAAGGAAAAAAUUUUCUCGAAUGACCCAUUAUGAGAGCCUUAGCAGACGAAGGGGCUAUUUCUUAACUGAACCAGAUGUAAAGUUGACUUCAGAGAAGAAUUGGGAGAACUGCCAGACAAGGGAAGAGGAGGAAAUAGAAUUGAAGAGGAGUGGCAAAACACCAAAUGUAAAUACAUCUUGGCAUCCUACAGUAUCGCCCAGUGAAGUUACAGUGACAGAUGUGACUGCAAAUUCCAUCACUGUCACCUUUAAAGAAGCACUUGCAGCUGAAGGUUUCUUUCGUGAUCGUAGUAUGGAGUUCUGACAGAAAAUUUGUUACAAAAGCAGAUAUCCAUAAGGGGAUUUGUUAAAAAUGUUGACUCUGACUGUUAGUAAGAUAUAUAUAUAUUUUUUUUUUUACAUUUUAUAAAUAUGAGGGUUGGCAGGAAUCUGCAUUGUGGAUAAAACAAACAAAAAAAAUCAGUUCGUUACACUUCAAAAUUCAGGGUUUUUAGGAU
This is a messenger RNA of Protopterus annectens (West African lungfish), 1122 nucleotides long. RefSeq names its product chromobox 7 (gene CBX7). Gene Ontology annotation, biological process: negative regulation of transcription by RNA polymerase II. Lineage: Eukaryota; Metazoa; Chordata; Ceratodontiformes; Protopteridae. The coding region runs from base 189 to 929 and encodes 246 amino acids. Gene Ontology annotation, cellular component: PRC1 complex. The transcript has 7 exons. The record is from RefSeq and is a predicted model, not a curated record.